Molecule: messenger RNA, 1318 nt
Organism: Camellia sinensis
Lineage: Eukaryota; Viridiplantae; Streptophyta; Magnoliopsida; Ericales; Theaceae
Source: RefSeq, a predicted model, not a curated record
CUUUGAUUUUUAGCAAAUUAUAACAUAAUGUGAUCACCCAUGUAAGCAUUCACAUUGCCCAGUAACUGUUGUCGUUUUCCAAAUUUAUUUCUCAAACCUGGACGAUGUGAACAUUCACAUUAGUAUUGACUACUGUGUAAACUUACAGUACUAAACACUGAUGUGAAUGUUCACAUCACUGUAUAAUGAUGUCAAUGUUCCAAUUACUGUCAAUGCUGGUUGUUGAAUGUUGUUUGCUGCUUCGGGUUCCAUCCUCUGUGUUUCACCCAAUUACAUGUGCUCAUUUGAACACACAGGUCUUCCCCAUAAAGUUGAUGGCAAGCGAAAGCGAGGGGAAUCCCAUUUCAAAACCAAGCCUGGUCAAACAGCUGUUCCGGAAGAAGUGAACAUGAAAAAAGUGAACUACCGGUCAAAUCUAACUGGACUGGUCAAACUGUUAAAGGAUACGAAAUUUACAAGUGGCCAAUUGAAGUGCCUUAGGAAAACACCGUUCUGGCCAUUAUUUGAUAGGUUGAUCAGUAACGAAAUCGACCUCAGCCACUGCAUGAAAUAUGAUGAUGUGAUUGUACGUAUAGUACAAACAUUCAAGCAAUCUAGUGGAAGGUUUUACAUUGGGGAUAAGAACAUCCAGAUUUUUAGAAGCGACGUAUCACUGAUUUUUGGGGUGGACUGCGGCACCAAGUCGAUGGACCUCUCUUAUGGUGCAAAACCAACAUCCGGCAUCAUACACCGAAUGUGCAAGGAUGUUAGCCGGUUAAGUGCUGCCAAAAUACGAGAAAUUCUGAGGGAAGCAUUGAAGGGCACAAAAAAACAUGACGAUGAGGAGGUCGCAAGAUUAGUUUGCAUGUAUGCAUGCGUCAAGCUAUUCUUUUCUACAUCCGGAGAAACAAUUGGAUGGGUUUUCUACUCAUACAUGGACCCAUUACACAAGAUGAUCGAGUAUGAUUGGGCUGAGAGCAUCCGGGCAACCUUGAUGGGUUCAUUGGGCCAAAACUGUGGAAAACCAGGACGAGUCACCGGAUGUGUGAUGUUGUUAAUGUAUUGGCUGUGUGAGCAUACAACAAUCUUACAACCCCACAACCCCAAUGCCAUUCCACGAUGCGUAAAAUGGGACCUCACAGCCUUACAUAGCAACAUGAAGUCCAUAACUCUGGCUAAGCUAGGUUUAAAUGAGGUAUAUGGCGGCGAGCUAAUGGCAUCACCAACUGAAGCGAAGAUUUAUCGUCAUACAAAAUUGAAUGUGGAGCCAAAACCUGAGAUUUUGUCAAGUGCAGUAGCAAAAAAAGAUGAAAGCAAUGAGGAUCAAAGCAAAGAGUGA